Molecule: messenger RNA, 3572 nt
Organism: Tribolium madens (black flour beetle)
Lineage: Eukaryota; Metazoa; Arthropoda; Insecta; Coleoptera; Tenebrionidae
Gene: Smurf
Product: E3 ubiquitin-protein ligase SMURF2
Exons: 8
Coding region: 76-2796 (906 amino acids)
Biological process (GO): negative regulation of BMP signaling pathway; ubiquitin-dependent protein catabolic process
Molecular function (GO): protein binding; ubiquitin protein ligase activity
Source: RefSeq, a predicted model, not a curated record
CGUCGCGUCGUUCAAAAAUGGCGUUGUGUGUGAGAGGUGAGUGAUGGUGUUGACAAAAAUCGAGCAAUUUUGAAAAUGUCCAACGCUCCAUCGAGUCGUCGAAAUGGUGCCCAAAAAAUUCGGUUGACGAUUCUUUGUGCGAGGAAUUUGGUCCGGAAGGAUUUGUUCCGACUUCCAGACCCUUUCGCGAAGAUUUCAGUGGAUGGUAGUGGACAAUGUCAUUCGACUGAGUUUGUUAAAAACACACUAGAGCCGAAAUGGAACUCACACUACGAUUUGUACAUCGGGCGGAAUGAUUCCAUUACGAUUUCAGUGUGGAACCACCGCAAAGUCAUCAAGAAGCAGGGGAGCGGGUUCUUGGGCUGCGUCCGGAUUGUCAAUUCGCACAUCCAGAGGCUGAGAGACACCGGAUAUCAAUGUUUGGAUUUGGGGAAGGCUUGUCCAGCCGACAGCGAACCUGUUAAAGGUCAAAUAAUCAUCUCGUUGUUAUCGCGCGAUGGUCCUUGUAGCGGUACGCCACUGGCCGUUGUCGGCCCUCAAGGAGAACUUCGAGGGCCGGCCGAUCGUGAUUCUUCACCCUCCAAUAACGAUGAUUUGCCUCCUGGUUGGGAGGAGAGGAGGACGGACAACGGGAGGCCCUACUACGUUAAUCACCUUACUAGAUCUACACAAUGGAUUAAACCGCAAUCGACGAAUAAGGCAAGAAGGAGGUCCACACACCAAAACGAGAAUAAUAACACCAAUAAUGAAAAUACGAUAGGGGGCACUCAGAUGGGCGUACCGGAAAUAUUAAACAAUAACACAGGGGAGACUUUAACCCCCAGUUCGAGUACAUCACCGGUGUCGCCUGUGGUCAGUCCACAAAAAACCACAUCCACGCCUCAAACAACCGACAAUAGAAACAAUUUUAUAACGUUAUCGCCAACUUCGACGUCUGUAGUUUCGGCCCCUAAUAACAUCAGUUGUAACGUCCCUAAUGGGGAAAAUGCGAACAUUGUGAGUCCCCAGAUAGGGCAAAGGGCUAUCGUACGUGGCGAAAGGAGGCAGAGGAGUACGGAGGAAAGGCGAGACGGGAGUAGUAGGAGGAGGUCAGGGAGGAACAACAGGAAUUCGGGGGGGACGGCGCAAGGGCCAGUGACGCAAAACAGCAAGCUGGAUUUGCCUCCCGGUUAUGAGUUGAGAACAACUCAACAGGGACAGGUGUACUUCUACCACAUUCCCACCGGUGUAUCAACGUGGCACGACCCUCGAAUACCCAAAGAUUUAGCUCCAUUGAGUCUGGCUUUGGACCAUUUGGGUCCUCUACCUCCCGGUUGGGAGAUGCGUCAAACAGCCUCAGGACGGAUAUAUUUUGUUGACCACAACAACCGGACGACUCAAUUCACCGAUCCCCGUCUCAACACUCAAAUACUCAAUAAUAUUUUGCGCAGAGCUAGCGCCACUUCAACGACAACUCCCACAACUAGAACAACACCUACUACGACAACAGCAAGUACAACAUCAGCUUCAACUUCGACGACAACGGUUACGACAACGACAACAACUGCUGCACCUCAAAACCCAGCACCGCUUUCACCCAGACCGAGGAUAGUUGAGGAGCUUCCUCAAGGUCUUCUCAACGAUUGCGAUCAUUUACCGAAAUACCGGCGCGAUUUAGUUGCGAAAUUGAAGACUUUGAGGGCGGAAUUGACGGCAUUACAGCCGCAAAGUGGUCAUUGUAGACUUGAAGUUUCGCGAAAUGAAGUGUUUGAAGAGAGUUAUAGACUUAUAAUGAAAAUGCGACCGAAAGAUAUGCGUAAAAGACUGAUGGUGAAGUUUAAGGGUGAGGAAGGGUUGGAUUACGGGGGAGUUGCACGCGAGUGGUUGCAUUUAUUAUCGCGGGAAAUGUUGAAUCCUCAAUACGGGUUGUUUCAGUACAGUCGCGAUGAUCAUUAUACGUUGCAGAUUAAUCCGGAUUCGGCGGUAAAUCCGGAACAUUUGUCGUAUUUUCAUUUUGUUGGGAGGAUUUUGGGGAUUGCAGUGUUUCAUAAUCAUCAAUUGGAGGGAGGGUUUACGUUGCCGUUUUAUAAACAGUUGCUAAAUAAACCAAUCACGUUGCAAGAUAUCGAAGGGGUGGAUCCCGAACUGCACAGGAGUCUCACCUGGAUGCUCGAGAAUAACAUCGACGGCGUUCUUGACACCACCUUCUCCGUCGAGAACAACAGUUUCGGUAUUAUUAAAGUCCACGAACUGAAACCGAGCGGCGCCACCAUUCCAGUAACCGAAGACAACAAACGCGAAUACGUUAAACUUUACGUAAAUUAUCGUUUUAUGCGCGGUAUUGAGCAACAAUUCCUCGCACUUCAGAAAGGUUUCACCGAACUGAUUCCUCCCUCUCUUCUUCGAGCUUUUGACGAACGCGAACUAGAACUAGUGAUAAGCGGAAUCGGUUCUAUAGACAUCGCCGAUUGGCGUAGUCACACGCGACUCAAACACUGUACACAGGAAACCCCAGUUGUUCAAUGGUUUUGGCAAGUGGUGGAGUCGUAUUCGGAGGAGAUGAGGGCGAGGUUGUUGCAGUUUGUUACAGGGUCGUCUCGAGUGCCCCUUCAAGGUUUUAAGGCUUUGCAAGGGAGUACGGGAGCGGCGGGACCUAGGCUUUUUACUAUACACUGUAUAGAUUGUUCACCGCAGAAUUUGCCUAAAGCACAUACUUGUUUUAAUAGAAUUGAUAUUCCUCCCUAUGAUAGUUAUCAGACGUUGGCCGAUAAGUUGACACAGGCUGUGGAGGAAACGUGCGGGUUUGCCGUGGAGUGAUAAUAGUGAAACAAGUUGUUAUUUUAAACAACUUUGAAAUUGUUUUUCGCAUAUCAUUGGUCUUGGGAAAGACUGAAGAGUGCCUUGCUUAGCUCUCACGGUUCAAAAGUGCCUAAAGCUAGUCAUUUCACGCUCGUAGCUCGCUUUAAUACCAAAUUUGUUUUCCGAAAAUCCAACACGUUGGUGAUAGUAAAUGCCUAAAUUGAUGGCCAAAAGUGCUUUAAAUCAACAAUAAAGAUUCUAUUGUAGCUAUUGUUAAUUAAUGAUGAUGUUUAUCUCAGUAAAAAAGACAAAUAUAUUUUUAUGUAGUUUCCUCGGAGGAAAUGGAGUAUUUGUUUUGUGAUUCUUUUUCUGUAAAUAUUUCAUACACGCGAACUGAUUUAUGAGUAGGUUUAAUGAGUUGAUAAGCGGUAUUGUGAUUUUUUUCUAUAAUUUAUCCAUUUGUACAUAGUUUUAACUUUUGCACCCUUUGUUAUCUACUUUGUAAAUUUUUUUCUAUUUUAAAAUAAGUAUACACAAAGCAAUAAUGUAAUGUUAUAGUGAUAAACGAGUUUUUCAACAGCACUUGAUUGUAUCACAAUGAUAUUUUUUAAGUUACAAUUUAGUUUUUUCAUGAUCACUGCAAGAAUACUCCUCGAUGUACAUAAUUUUUGGUUGGUUUUGUUCCCUUUCUCAAUACGUCUUGUUCAUUUUUAGUGAUAAUUUAUUUGUGGUGUUUAUGUUAAGAUUUAUUUGUAUAUUGCAUCCAGAUGAAUAUAUUUUAAACUAUUUUAUAA